Messenger RNA from Sitodiplosis mosellana (orange wheat blossom midge), 877 nucleotides. RefSeq lists its product as uncharacterized. The transcript is spliced from 5 exons. NCBI's taxonomy places the organism in Eukaryota, Metazoa, Arthropoda, Insecta, Diptera, Cecidomyiidae. The record is from RefSeq and is a predicted model, not a curated record. Bases 267 to 776 code for a protein of 169 amino acids. Gene Ontology annotation, molecular function: N-acetyltransferase activity.
AUGAUAAAAGUGCGAAUAUUCCGUAUGUUUUUUAUACUAUGCAAAAGGUUAAUACGAUUAAGGUCUUAUCAAAAAAAAUUCAGAACAAAAAACCCUAUAAUUGAUACGAACAUUGAUAACUGAGUCAAAGUAUGAUUUUCGACAGAAAUAUUGGGCAUAAGCAACAGUCAUUCGCUCGCUUUGUUCAGAGCAAUAUUUCAAAUAUUUGUUUUUCCAACAUUAAAUUUAAUUAGAAAUUGACAAUACUAGAAAAUUGCAAAAUAAACAUGACAAUCACAAUAAGAAAGGCACUCAAAGGUGAUAUGCCCGUCGUCUAUGAGCUGAUGAAGGGUUUGGCUGAGUACAUGCAAGUAGGAAGUCCACCAGCGAUUCAUUUGGAUGAUUUGUAUAGAGAUGGUGGAUUUGACGGUGGUCACGCUUAUUUCUUCGUUCUUCUGGCCGAAGAUUCAGAUCACAAAAAUCCAGACGGAUCGCUUGCUCCAGUUGGAUAUACGAUGUAUUCCUAUAUAUACUGCUUGGGCGGAAAAUCGAUGUUUAUGCGGAAUAUGUUUGUGAAGCCAUCACAUCGUCUGAAAGGUGUUGGUAAAUUAAUUUUCGGGGAACUAGUGAAAUAUGCCAAGGAAACGGGAUGCCAUCGAAUGGAAUUUCUUGUGCCUGAAUGGAAUCCGGCAAAGGAAUUCUAUAAGAAAAUGGGCGCGGUUAAUUACACGCUUCGAACAGGUUACGAAUAUUAUCGUCUAAAUGAAGAUGCUAUCCACCACUUUGGUCAAGAAUGAUAUCAGCGUGAAAAUCAAACGAAGGCAUUAGAAUUUAUUUUUUAGCAAAUUAUCUCAUGGCUUUGAUUCCGAAUGAAAAUAAAGUUGGUAAAACAAACAAA